AUGGCAUGUGCAGACUGCCGUUCAAACGUCACAAGAAUCGCUAUGCUGCCGUGGUCGAUCAGGCCGGGCCAGCUAGCCAUCGCAUCGUACCGAGCAGCACGGCAAAAGAAAAGCGUAUCCGCUCUAUUCAUUGAUCGACCAAUCGACCAAAUAGACCGACAGCAUCGGGUAUCACUCGUUUGCCACGCCUCGCAAACAUUGAUGGGUGAAUGGAUGGAAUGCAUACCCUGCCUUGUCCCACCCAGGCAAGCGAGUUAUGGUGCUUGAGCUUUUUUUCAAUUCGGGUUUGGGGGGUGGAUGGGCGGUUGGGGGGAUACAAAUGCGAUGCGUAUCGGAUAGGGGAGGGGUGUCGGGACGGGUGGGGUAUGAUAUUGAUAUUCUGGGAGUUUGCGAUGGAUCGGAUGAUGGGGGAUUGGUUUAUUUUUUAUUUUUAUUUUUAUUUUUUAUAUCUUGACGGACUAGAGACUACAGUAGACUACGUGCUAUUCAAGCUUGCGGUAUGCACCUGGGUAUGGCACUGGCGUAUGUUAUGAUUUGCAGCAAAAUACUUUGUAUCAUGCCUAGACUACUAGAAUAGGGCACGUCAAUCCCUAUUCACCAUAAA
Molecule: messenger RNA, 604 nt
Organism: Tuber melanosporum (Perigord truffle)
Lineage: Eukaryota; Fungi; Ascomycota; Pezizomycetes; Pezizales; Tuberaceae
Exons: 1
Coding region: 1-267 (88 amino acids)
Source: RefSeq, a predicted model, not a curated record